Molecule: messenger RNA, 1389 nt
Organism: Aureobasidium namibiae CBS 147.97
Lineage: Eukaryota; Fungi; Ascomycota; Dothideomycetes; Dothideales; Saccotheciaceae
Product: UBC-like protein
Exons: 5
Coding region: 1-1389 (462 amino acids)
Biological process (GO): negative regulation of apoptotic process
Cellular component (GO): nucleus
Molecular function (GO): ubiquitin conjugating enzyme activity; cysteine-type endopeptidase inhibitor activity
Source: RefSeq, a predicted model, not a curated record
AUGGCCAACAACUCAUCGACUAUUCGCAUCUUGAGGGAGAUCAAAGAACUCCAGACCGGCUCAGAUCUUUCGCUUGCCGUUGCGCACCUCGAGAACGACGUCCGUACUGUGCGCUGUCUUAUCGUCGGUCCUUCCGAUACGCCUUACGAGUUUGGUUUCUUCGAAUUCAAGGCCAAAAUCGGUCCCACCUAUCCAGUCCAGCCUCCAUCCGUGAAGUGUUUGACCACUAACAGCGGCCGUUGUCGUUUCAACCCCAACAUCUACGCUUCUGGCAAGGUCUGCCUCAGUAUUCUCGGCACAUGGCGUGGUGAGCGAGGCGAACAGUGGAGUAUUGCUCAAGGAUUGGAGAGCGUGCUUAUCAGCAUACAAUCCUUGAUGUCAUCCAACCCUUACGAGAACGAGCCUGGAUUUGAGACGAUCAAGAUCACUGCCAAGGAGGCCGAAGAAUAUGCACAAAAGAUACGCCACGAGACUCUCAGAAUCACAGUUCUCCAGCGUCUCGAGCAUAUACUCCAAAUCUCCGAUGGUGACGAUACGACACCUGCCGUAGCCUCGGACACACCACCUGCUGACUAUGACGACGAUGACGAAGUUGUAGCAGAGUCGAAGCCUUCGACCUAUCAGAAAGAGGACAUUGAGGAAGCCAAAUUCUAUCCUUUCACCGACCUGUACAAGCGCCGCUUCCUCUGGUACUACGACUCUUAUCUCAAGGCGAUUGAUGGUGCCUCAAUAAAGGUCAAAGACGGCAGGCAGUUCGAGAACACACCAUUCGAGUACGGCACUAACGCUAUGUGCGGCAAGUACGCCUACGCUUCCCUCAAGACCCGCUUCCAGCGCGUCUUGCAAGCUCUCGAGACCGAGAAGGACACUUGGGCCAGAGAUGGUAGACAGCUGAUGGCGAACCAGCACGGUACGGCCUUGAACCUCCAACAUCAGUUCGAGUCGCUACACGCUCAUUACGCUGGAAACAACGGUCCCUCUGUCGAAAUUAGCCUCGUCGAUGCGAAUCCUUUCGUGUGGACUCUUACCUUCUUCGGGCCCCAGUCCACGGAUCUUUCAGGCGCGACCAUAAACACUCGCUUACAUUUUCCCUCCGAUUUUCCAGAAGAGCAACCGCGAGUCACCGUUCUCACGCCACUAUUCCAUCACCGUAUCAGCGCCACUACAAAGGCACUCUGCUACUUCCCAACCAAGCUCUAUGACGUGCAGAACCACAUAGAAAGCAUCAUGGCUGUUGUCGUCGACGAAACUCCAACUUACGAUCCGCGUGCGUUGGUCAACCCUGCUGCCUCUGCGCUUCUCUGGGGUGAUGAGAACAGCAAGAAGAUGUACAGGCGUAAGCUUCGCAGAAGUGUGCAAGACGCCAUGGAAUCAUGCGAUGAAUUCUAA